Messenger RNA from Mollisia scopiformis, 654 nucleotides. RefSeq lists its product as uncharacterized. NCBI's taxonomy places the organism in Eukaryota, Fungi, Ascomycota, Leotiomycetes, Helotiales, Mollisiaceae. The coding region runs from base 1 to 654 and encodes 217 amino acids. The transcript is spliced from 4 exons. The record is from RefSeq and is a predicted model, not a curated record.
AUGGUACCGUUGGGCAUCUUUGUCAUUGUGCUGUGUGUGCUGUUCGAGGUGUACAAGUCUGAUUUCGAGCGCUGGGUGAGUCCGUUGACGGAUUGGUUGCGGAAGAGGGAGAAGUGGUCUUGGACGAUCCCUGUGGCGAUCUUGUUUGUGCUUAGUUUUCCGCCGCUGUUUGGGCAUGAGAUUGUGCAGCUUAUUGUUGGUUUGACGUAUCCUCUGGGCGUUGCGCUGGGAAUUGCGUGUGCUGGGUCGAUUUUGGGAGAAGCUGGGUGCUUUGUCGUUUUCAAGUACUGUUUCAGCGGCUAUGUCGAGAAGAAAAUUAGACAAAAGAUCAAAUGGGCAGCCACUGCUCGAGUUGCCCAGCAAGCUGGCUUCAAAGGUGUUUUGGUUAUUCGAUACAGCAUUGUUCCACCCCACCUGGCAAAUCCACUCUUUGCCUGUACCGGAAUGAAAUUCUGGCUUUACAUGUCAACAGUGAUUCUAUCCCUCCCUAAAUCCAUGGUUUUCGUAGCUCUCGGAGCCCCAAGUUCAGAGCACUCCAAGGGGGCCAAAGUCGGCAAGGUAAUCGCUAUCGGUAUAGUGGUUGCUAUUACCAGUAAGGCCUUCUCAAAUUACUCUUUAAAUUAUGAUUUGCUAAUUAUUCCAAGUCUUUGCUAG